UUUUUAAGUGGCCAUUUUCAACCAAAACCACUAGAGAUAGCGGAGAGAUUUAAAUUCUAUAAAAGAAGACAAGAGCCUGGUGAAUCAGUUUCAGCAUAUGCCAUUGCGUUACGGAAACUCGCCAGCACCUGCUGUUUUGGGGACUACCUGCCCACUGCUCUGCGAGACCAGUUUGUAAUGGGCACUGCAAGUGAUGCAGUGCUAAGGAGAUUGCUUACAGAAGAAGAUUUAACAUUUAAAAAGGCAAUGAACAUGGCAAGCAUUAUAGAACAAGCCUCUAAGGAUGCUAAUCUAUUACACAGCAGACUGGACAACCCACAGGAGGCAGAGCUAGACGUUUUAAAAUUAGACGCUAGAGCAUGGCGUAUACCACAGGGAAAGAGACUUUCAAAAUAG
This is a messenger RNA of Pelobates cultripes (western spadefoot toad), 396 nucleotides long. The record is from the annotation of a GenBank genome assembly. Lineage: Eukaryota; Metazoa; Chordata; Amphibia; Anura; Pelobatidae.